AUGUCGCGGCUGCUGCUGCUGCUUCUGCUGGCCCAAGUGACGCGGACCACUCAGUUCAGGCCCGCCGCGCUGGUCAAGAAGGAGCGGUACGUGCCGCCCAUUCAGCAUCAGAGCGCCUGCAACUUGUGUGUGGACUACAAGCGGGUCCACGUCUCGCCCUUCCAGUCAGGCACGGUGGUGCAGACGGCCGCGAGCUGGCUGAACUUCACCUCCCGGCUCCGCACCAUAUUGGGGCUGGGGGCGGUGCUCUCCUUUGGCACCUACCUCCACUUCCGCCCGCCGAGUCGAAGCUCUGGGCAAGGGAGGCUGGGAAGCCCUUUGGACCUCGAGGGGUCUCUGGAGAUCUGCGGCACAGGCUGGUACCAAUGGCGGAUUGUGCUGGGGAUCUGGUUGGCCUGGGCCGUGGACGGCGCGGAGGACGUGCUACUGAAGGGCAUGGCCUCCGAGCUGGUGCAGAACCUGCACACAGACGAGAUCAACAUCGUGGACCUUUGCCUCUUCUCCCACAUCGCCAUGGCCUGCGCCGCUUUUCUCAGCGGGUCCUUGGCCGACAGCUUCGGGCGGCGGCACAUCCACUGCGCCUCCAGUAUAGUGACCCUGAUCUUCUCGAGCCUGUCGGUGCUGGCUCCAGACUUCUGGUUCUUCGGCCUGUGCCGCAUCUGCGCGGGCCUGGGCUUGGGCGCGCUGGUGGGCACGGACAUCGCGGUGCUGUUGGAGUUUCUGCCGGUCUCAAAGCGGGACAGCUACAUCUCGCUUCUCUUCGCAGGCUAUGCGGCAGGUAAAGCCUACGGGGACCUUUGCAUGCAUGUGCCGCUCUUCCUCAACUCCUGGCGGCUUCCCUUCUUGCUCUGCUCGCUGCCCUUGGUGCCCUCCAUCUUUUUGCGGCUGCAAACCCACGAGACGCCCUACGCCCUCGUGGCCCAAGGCUCCAUCGGCCAGGCCAAGGAGGUCUUGGGCCAGGUGGCCAAGGCUAAUCAGAUCUCCAGGAGUAUCCCGUGGAUCCCUGGUGGGUCCAAGGUGAAGCAGUACCAGGGUAUGGACUUCCGGGACUGCCUCAGCUCUGGGAUCUGGGCCACCAUGCAGGAGAACCACUUGGAGAAAGUGAUCGGCCUGGCGUGCCUCAUUAUGCUCAUGGACUUCGGGUCACUGCUGAUGCCUCUGGUGCCGGAGAUUGCGUCUCACUUGGACGUCGAAGAGUCCUUCUCCUACUGCGUCUUGGGUGGUUUGGUGUCCACGGUGAUCAGCUGCUGCCUGGGCUUCGUGUUCCUGCGGCGGGUGCCCGCCUGGGACGUGCUGAUCCCCGGGUGCUUCCUCUGCGCAGGAGCGCUGAUGGGCAUGUCCUAUCUUUGGCAGUCUCAGCCGGUGGAGCCCAAGAUCUUCGCGCUGCUGAUGAGCCUCUGGGGCUUCGGCCUCGGCAGCACCUUUGGGCCCUUCUACGCCAUCGCCGUCCGCAUCGCGCCGGCCAACGCCCGCGCCAGCUCGCUGGGCGUGGUGGUGGCGGUGAGUCGAUCUGCGGUGGCCUUUCAACCGUUCCUGGCGGCGGACCUGCUGUCGCUGCUGGGCACUUCGCUGAGCGCGGCGCUGGUGAGCUCGUUGUGGCUUGGAGCCGCCUGCCUGGCCACGUUCUUGCGGGUGGUGAUGGAGGUGCCUCAGGCGGCCUUGAAAGCGCGCCUAGACGACUUCUUCAAGGCCUGGAAGCAGGAUGUCCCCUCCGCACGGCCAGUGACCUUCUACACCGAUGAGAAGGCGCUGCACCGGGUGGAGGCGCUACUGCCCACGGCUAGCCUGGAUCUGGAGGCGCCCAGCGAGCACCAGCUAGAAGCCGGCCUGCUGGAGCGACUCGCAGAGCCGGAAAGCCAGGGAGAUCGCCAUUUCAGAUACCUGCUGGAGCAGCCUUCAGAGUAUGGCCUGCCUGGGGCCCUGGCGCCCAUGGUGUUGAAGGCCUUCUACCAGCAGCUCUGGCGGAGGUCCCCGAAGCUUCGGCUGCGGGUGCUUCGCGGCGAGAGCGAUCCCCAGGCGUUCCUGGACGUGUCCUGCCGUGGGUGUGUUGGGACGCCGGCACUGAAACCCAGCAAAGGCCCCGCGCUGGUCUCCCAGCUCUCGGCGCCGGCUCCGCGGCGCGCGGAGCUGGCGCGGCUCUUCGCGCGGGCGUCUCGGUCCACCUCCCGGAAGGUGGGAGAGAAGCAGCUGCUCCAGCGCUCGGCCGCCCAGUCGGAGACGAGGUCGAAGCGCAUGCUUCACAUUUGGCCUUGGGGCUGGGCGGGUCUCUCCCGAGCCUUUUGGGUCUCGGGUCAGCUUUCCUGUACGGAGUGA
Molecule: messenger RNA, 2313 nt
Organism: Effrenium voratum
Lineage: Eukaryota; Dinophyceae; Suessiales; Symbiodiniaceae
Source: the annotation of a GenBank genome assembly